This is a messenger RNA of Effrenium voratum, 1144 nucleotides long. The record is from the annotation of a GenBank genome assembly. Lineage: Eukaryota; Dinophyceae; Suessiales; Symbiodiniaceae.
GGAUGGGCUGGCAACCUCUUGAGAGGUGGUCAGAAGGACACGUUGCCAUGUGACGUGUCGCCAUGUCGGAGACGGUGCCAAGGCUAAAUCCAGGCCGGGGCCAAACGCCCCCCUUGAGCCGCGGCCCCGCGCCGGUGCGGCUGCUGCGCAUCUGCCUGGACGAGCGCGUGCUGGGCGGAGUCGAGGUAAACGAGGCCUCCAACCUGGCGGACGUGCGGAGCUCCAUCCACGAGGAUGCCGGGGCCUCGGAGCGCUACUCCUUCCUCUUCGGAGGGGCUCCGGUGAGCCGGCGCCAGGAGGUGCGGCGAAAGGCCACGGACUGCUUUCCUUUUCUCACCAUCAUCCCGGAGGAUGCAAGGGUGGCGCUGUCAGGGUCUGGCGCUAGCCUGCCCAACGAGGCGGCCAUCAACGAGCCGAGCGGCCCGGAGGAUGCGAGUGCGUCGCUGGAGCUCCAGAUCACCGACGGGCCUCUGGAGGGCACCACGCUGGUCUUGGGCGAGGAGGUCUGCCGCAUCGGGCGCCACACGUCUAACACCCUGGUCAUACCAGAAGCCGGCAUCAGCAGAUUCCACUGCGAGAUCCGGUUCCUGGAAGGGGAGUUCUGUGUGAAGGACCUCGGCUCCACCACGGGCAGCUUCUUCUACCUGCGGCCCCACGGUCAUUUCCAGAUGUUUCCUGGGCUGAUGGUGAAGCUCGGGGAGACCGAGAUGCAGGUGCUGUCCGUGACGCCCCCCAGCGAGCACGCGGAUCACGCGGAGCUGGUGGUGCUCUUUUUGGAGGGCCCACUUGCCGGGCACAAGGUGUCCGUCCCUGCUGGGGGGGUCACCAUCGGCCGGGUCUCUGACAACUCACUGGUCUUGGUGCAGGAUGGCACGGUCUCGGCGCACCACGCCAUGAUCUUCUACGAGCAGGGGGACUUCUACAUCACCGACCUGGGCAGCUGCAACGGCACCUGCCUACGCCUCAGCCCCGAGCGCGCCGAGAGUGGCUGGCAUCCCAUCCUGGACGGGGAGGUACUGGGUGCUGGGUGCAGCAAGAUCCGGUGCAAGGUGCGACUGCCCGAGGGCUCCGGAACAUCCUGAGCACUCGAGUCAUUUCGCUUCGCGGGUUGCUCCUUCGUAAGAUGAAUAUCCUUUGGGUAGGC